AUGGGACAGCUUAGAGGACAGCAAUCAGGAGGUUCUUCAGAGGAUGUUUACCAGCCUACACCACCAAAUCCAUCUUUGAGAGAUAAGGAUGAUGGUGCUGAGUAUUCAGAUGGGGAUAAGGAUGAGGAUGAGGAUGAUGAAAGUGUACACGAGUAUGAUUAUUUUUUAUUUCCACAGUUACACACCUCCUUCACAUACGAUGCUGGCGCAGACUUUCUCAAAAAUGACAUUCGCGUGAAGCCUGAUCUCGAUGCUUAUGGAGCUCUUGGUGAUGCUGGAUGGUACUGCAUCAGGGCAAGUCUUUGGGCUGCAGACUAUGACCUGCCCAAAACAGUAACAGCUUUGCGCGAACCGGACUUCAACGAAGCAGGGGUGAUUCUAUCAUGCGGAGCUUCUCUUUGGUGGGAGGACGGGAGAAUAGCAACCUUCUAUUGCUCUUUCCUUACCAAUUUUAGCAUGGACCUAACUGCUCUCGGAACAAAGGGUUAUUUGCGUGUUCAUGACUUUGCUGGUCCUUUUCAAGAGAAUGUUGGGACAUUUUUCAUAGCUUCGAAUUCCAAGUUUGGGGAACGCGCUCUAGGCUGUGAACCGAUACCGGGUGAGCACAUUGUCACGACCGAUCUUCCUCAGGAAGCUCUCAUGGUGACAGAAUUUGCUACUCUGGUUAAUGGUAUUAAGAGUAAUGGCUUGAAGCCGGAGAAGAAGUGGCCAACCCUCAGUAGAAAGACACAAUUGGUUCUUGAUGCAGUCAAGGGAUCGAUCGCCAAUGGUUUCGAGCCCGUUGAGAUUGUGAAUUAAUUAAUUGGAGAUUAUUGUGUGAUCACGUACUUUUAUG
Messenger RNA from Cornus florida, 835 nucleotides. RefSeq lists its product as uncharacterized. The record is from RefSeq and is a predicted model, not a curated record. The coding region runs from base 1 to 798 and encodes 265 amino acids. The transcript is spliced from 2 exons. NCBI's taxonomy places the organism in Eukaryota, Viridiplantae, Streptophyta, Magnoliopsida, Cornales, Cornaceae.